This is a messenger RNA of Penicillium pulvis, 357 nucleotides long. RefSeq lists its product as uncharacterized. Bases 1 to 357 code for a protein of 118 amino acids. The record is from RefSeq and is a predicted model, not a curated record. The transcript has 3 exons. Gene Ontology annotation, cellular component: mitochondrial membrane. Gene Ontology annotation, biological process: mitochondrial respiratory chain complex III assembly. Lineage: Eukaryota; Fungi; Ascomycota; Eurotiomycetes; Eurotiales; Aspergillaceae.
AUGUCUCGCGCUGGAUUGUGGGUGAAGGUCAUCAUUGGCGGCAUCGCCAUUUCCGUUGGUGGCCCUGCCUUCGUCGAAUACAUCCGACCCACCGAUGAGGAGCUUAGGAAGCGGUACAACCCAGAACUCCAGAAGCGCAGUGCGGAACAGGGAGAGCGCCGGGCGCAGGAGUUUGACGAUUAUGUUACCAAGCUGAAGGAGUGGUCCAAGUCUGACAAGUCCAUUUGGUACGCCGCACAGGAAGAAUUGGAUCAGAAGCGUGCGAUUAUCGAGGCUCAACGGGUCAAAUCGAAGGAGGAGGACCGGAUACAACGGGAGGAGAUGCGCAAGGAGAUGCUGGGCGAGGAGAAGAAAUAA